Messenger RNA from Aspergillus clavatus NRRL 1, 2262 nucleotides. RefSeq lists its product as uncharacterized. Bases 1 to 2262 code for a protein of 753 amino acids. The transcript is spliced from 2 exons. The record is from RefSeq and is a predicted model, not a curated record. NCBI's taxonomy places the organism in Eukaryota, Fungi, Ascomycota, Eurotiomycetes, Eurotiales, Aspergillaceae.
AUGUCUCUCGGCAGACAUGCCUACAGGCAUGCUAUUCAGCCGGGUACCUCGUCAUGUCUCCUCGACCACGUGUGGAUUAGCGAGGACUUUCUUGCGACAACGUUUCGACGGUUCGCAGCCGGCCAACGACGCUACGAAAGUCGAGUGCCAGGCCCGCUGGAAGCGAGAAGGCGUCUGGCUAAACGAAGGAAUACUGCGCUGGCUGGUAUAGCCGGCUCUGGGCCUUUGGAGGAUAUCGCGUGUUUGUUCGGGCGGAAUGGGCGAGAGCAUAUGAAGUGGACGGACCGCCAGGAGCGGAAGGUUCAUCCAGAAACGCAGGUUUAUCCAUUGAGUCCCCCGGAUCCUCCGUUACCGUUCUACAGCGAAAACGUCAACUCGAGCCAAUUCGAUGUUAUAUCGGGUAGGCCAGGUCCCUCAGGCGGCGCGCAAAAAGCUUCCCGUGAACAAAGUCUAGAGGAAUUCUUGGAAUCGCGCCCAUCCGUGACGGAUAUCCGGAGCUUUGUGCGCCAGCUCAAUUUAGAUACCCAGCGGGAGACCAGCUACAGUCGCUUGAUACUCAAACACUUGUUAGAGCGAUGUCUCAAAUACAGAGCUGCCAUGAAUGCGCUGAUCGAGUUUCUGGAUGACCCGUACCUGAAUCCUAGGGGGACAGGAAACUAUCUAUGCACUCUGGAGCACAUCCUGCCCCAGAAAUUACGUUUCUCCCCCCAGCGUCCAUUUGCUGCCAUUAUUCGGGCCUUGGAGCUGGGACUCAUACAUCCCGAUGAAAUUCGUGAUAUCGUCAGAACCAUAUCAGAAGUUGAACUUCGACCGAGUGAGUUUUCAACACGGAACAAGAGAUUCCUGAUUAGGUUUCAUCGGGAAAUGUGGGAGGGCAUCGGACGGUGUGAUGUGUACCGACACCGCGACCUCAGCAAGGAUUUCAUCGAGGAGUGGCUGGGAAUACUGUGGGGACGAAGAACCCACAACGAUGUUUUGCUGGCGAAGGAUAUCAUACUUGCGACUUAUGAUUCAACAUCACCCGAUUGUCCAUGGGUCCCUAAGCUGAUCAUACGCUGGCUGAAAGUAUCAACGGAGACACGACAUGGUACCGAUGAAAAUUAUGUCAGAGCGCUUAUGGGUCACUUUCAUCCAGAAGUUGCAUCUGAAUUUGCUGUUCGCGUCACCGAAUAUUUGGCCUCUACCAGCAAGGAAUUUUUGGUUGAGUGGCAGUACUACUUGUCUCAACUAGACAAUAUACCAACUCUUGUUUCUUCUGAGGCUUGGAUCAAUGUGGACAAGCAUAUUGAGACAAGCUCAUCAAGUUCGACCUCUGCCAAUACCUCAAAAUUCCCAGUCAAACACCAAAUCAUCCUGCGUCUUUGGGUACUGCGGACGCUCAGCAGACAUCUCCCAGAGGGACCGCUCUGGCGACAAGAACCGAGAGCGACUGACCUGCCCAUUGUACGACUCCUCAGAAUCUACGAGUCUACACUUGAUGAAAGCAUCGACGAGGACUUUCUGAGCGACUUGAUGAAGGAAAUCCACGUUCUUGACAUUCCCUUCAAUGGCCUCUUGAUGGCCGCUGUGGAGUUGAAGGCGGGAAGACGUAUGUCACGAGGGAAACGAAGAACGUUAGAGAAAUUGGAAACCACAAAAGUGUCAUUCUACGACAUCUUCUCAGAUAUUCACGCCUACAACGCGACUAAAACCCACUUCUUUCCCGUCUUUGAGAAGAUGACACGGCAGAUCGAUGUCUCCAACCCAUCGUUCGUGAAACACGCGGUAGGGGUCGCCAGAACCGGGAAUGCUCAAGCCAUCUGGACCUUGAUUCGGAUGCUUCGCUCCCACACGCCUCUCAAAGUGGCGUUGUCCAAAUCCUCACAGCGAAUACCCGAUCCCUCUGAAAUGUCCCUCACCCGUUACUAUCCCGACCAGCGAACGGAACACUGCCCAGAUCCGCAUCUUGCCUCGGAAAUGAUCCACCUUUUCGCCGUGUCCAUCGCAUGCUCGAAGAACCUCAGCCCGCGUGUUGCAUACAAAUUUGUCCAUUGGUUGUAUACCUUCCUGGUAUCGCACAAUGCAACCGUGAAACCCUCGCUCGUGCGUGCCAUGUAUCAUGCUGGUGUUUUGCGGUUCCGGCGAGAAGGACUGCGCGUCGCGCCGACGCAGUAUGCUUACAUCUUCGAACGAGUCAAGGAAAUCGAGAUGCCGGAGAUGGUCCAAGCGCUCAUGGAGCCUCCACGCGUGGGAGAAACGGUGAAACAUUCUGACUUGGAUUGA